Messenger RNA from Aspergillus calidoustus, 1062 nucleotides. NCBI's taxonomy places the organism in Eukaryota, Fungi, Ascomycota, Eurotiomycetes, Eurotiales, Aspergillaceae. The record is from the annotation of a GenBank genome assembly.
AUGAAUCCCAUUCAUGCUCUCGUCCGUCGGGCGGAGGAUGGAGCUCUUCCGUCUUGCGAGACGGGCAAUGAGUACGAUGGCCGUAUGGGACUACGCAUCUCCUCCAUCUUCGUGAUCCUCGUCGGAUCUACCUUCGGCGCCUUGUUCCCCGUCUUCGCCAGCAGCCUUCAGAACUCUAAGGUCCCCGGGUGGGCUUUCUUCAUCGCCAAGUACUUUGGCUCUGGUGUUAUCAUCGCCACCGCAUUCAUCCAUCUAUUGGCUCCUGCAGAAGAGGCUCUUCGAAAUGAAUGUCUCACUGGCCCGAUUACCGAGUAUUCUUGGGCCGAAGGAAUCAUUCUUAUGACAGUCGUAGUCCUAUUCUUUGUCGAGUUGAUGGUCAUGCGAUUCUCACGUUUUGGUCAGAGCCAUGCUCAUGCCCAUGAUUCGCCAGCACAUAGUCAUGAUAGUGAUACCGAUCACACGGUACGAGCAGGGGAAAUCAAGGGUCACAUUCCCGGGCAAGACCACCUUGGCCAUUCUCGAGAACAUCGCGAUCUUGAGCUAGCUGACAAGAACUCCUCUCUUGAGGAGUACAUGGCUCAACUUACCUCCAUAUUCAUUCUGGAGUUUGGAAUCAUUUUCCACUCGGUCUUCAUCGGUCUCACCCUCGCUGUGUCCGGAGAGGAGUUUACAACCCUCUACAUUGUCCUGGUCUUCCACCAAACCUUCGAAGGACUGGGUCUGGGAUCUCGGUUAGCCACCAUCCCUUGGCCUCGCUCCAAGCGCUGGACCCCAUACCUUCUUGGACUGGGCUUCGGAAUCUCAACACCCAUUGCCAUCGCGAUUGGCCUGGGCGUACGCAAGUCAUACCCACCGGAGGGUUUCACAACACUCAUUGUCAAUGGAGUCUUCGAUUCCAUUUCCGCCGGCAUUCUCAUCUACACUGCGCUUGUGGAACUCAUGGCUCAUGAGUUCAUGUUCAGCACGUCGAUGCGCAAGGCCCCGAUCAAGGAUGUGCUCGCGGCUUUCGGUCUUUUAUGCCUAGGUGCCCUGCUGAUGGCACUGCUCGGCAAAUGGGCUUGA